This is a messenger RNA of Dromiciops gliroides (monito del monte), 1856 nucleotides long. RefSeq names its product zinc finger protein 501-like. The record is from RefSeq and is a predicted model, not a curated record. The transcript is spliced from 5 exons. The coding region runs from base 165 to 1604 and encodes 479 amino acids. Gene Ontology annotation, biological process: regulation of DNA-templated transcription. NCBI's taxonomy places the organism in Eukaryota, Metazoa, Chordata, Mammalia, Microbiotheria, Microbiotheriidae.
CCUCCCCGCAUGGGAAGCCAGACGCUUUUGUCUUCGUGCCACUGUGGCCGCCUUGGCCCCGCUCAGGCCCCAGCUUGGCUCAGGCCCAGGGGUCCUGGCUGGAGAGACCACAGCCAGAGGGCGGACCGCGAGCUUGGCCUUUGGAGGACUCUGUUCUCCAAGAUAUGGGAGCAUCAAGAUGGGGAGCAGUGGCCCCUGUACUCCUGACAGCCAGAGCCUCCCAGGAAUCCGUGACAUUCGGGGAUGUGGCCGUGGAUUUCUCCUGGGAAGAGUGGGGACGUCUGGGUCCCUCUCAGAAGAAACUGUACCGGGAGGUGAUGCUGGAGAACUACAGGAACCUGGUCUGCCUGGGCCUUGCCUUUUCCAAGCCACACCUGAUCUCCCAGCUGGAGCAAGGGGAAGCGCCCUGGACACCAGGAGAGAGUCAAAGAGGGGACUGUGCAGAUUGGAAGAGUAGACAGCCUAACAAGAAGUCAGAUCCCAACAUGGGAAUUUCUGUGGAAGCACCAUUCCAGGAAAAAAUCAUACAAAAUGGCUCUUGUGUCCUCAAUUUGAGAGAAACCUUGGAAUGUAGUACCAGAUUAGAGAAGCAGCAGAAGAGAAGGGAGAAACCUUUUGAAUGUGGCAAGGCCUUCAGUUGGAGGGUGCAGUGUCUUCAAUGUCAGAAAACUCAUGUUGAACAGAAACUUUAUGAAUGUCAUGACUGUGGGAAGGCCUUCUGCCAGAGCAGUGAAUUCAUUCAACACCAGAGAAUUCACACUGGAGAGAAACUUUAUGAAUGUAAUGAAUGUGGGAAGGCCUUCUACAGGAAGACAGGCCUUACUGAACAUCAGAAAACUCAUACUGGAGAGAAACCUUAUAAAUGUAAUGAAUGUGGAAAGGCUUUCUACAGGAGCACACACCUUACUCGACAUCAGAGAAUUCAUACUGGAGUGAAGCCUUUUGAAUGUAAUGAAUGUGGGAAGGCCUUCCAUUGGAGGACAGGACUUACUGAACAUCAGAAAAUUCAUACCGGAGAGAAACCUUAUGAGUGUAAAGAAUGUGGGAAAGCAUUCUGCCAAAGUACACACCUUACUCGACAUCAGAGAAUUCAUACUGGAGAAAAACCUUAUGAAUGUAAGGAUUGUGGGAAAGCAUUCUGCCAGAACACACAACUUACUCAACAUCAAAGAAUUCAUACUGGAGAAAAACCUUAUAUAUGCCAUGAAUGUGGGAAGGCUUUUCAUUGGAACAUACAACUUGCUCAACACCUGAGAAUUCAUACUGGAGAAAAACCUUACAAAUGUAAUGAAUGUGGGAAGGCCUUCUGCCAAAGCAGAGAAUUCAUUCGACACCAGAGAAUUCACACUGGAGAGAAACCUUUUCAAUGUAAUGAGUGUGGGAAGGCCUUCCGCCAGAGCACACACCUAACUGAACAUCAGAGAAUUCAUACUGGAGAAAAACCUUAUAAAUGUCAUGAAUGUGGAAAAGCCUUUCACUGGAGGAUUGGACUUACUCAGCAUCAGAGAGUUCAUACUGGAGAGAAACCUUAUAAAUGUCAUAAAUGUGAGAAGACCUUCCGUUGGAGCACACAACUUACUAAACACCAGACAAUUCAUAUUUGAGAGAGUUUUAUGGAUGCAAUUAAUGUGGAAAUCUUUUCUGCUAGAGUAUACACUUUACUUAACAUGAAAAAAUUUAUAUUGGAGAGGAUCAACUUUUUUAGGAUCACAAAAGUUUUUAGUUGGAAGGGACCUCAGUAGCUAUCUAGUCUAAUCCACAUGUGAAAAAGGAUGAAUUAUCCCUCUGUAAUAUACUCAACAAGCAGUCAUCUAGCUUGAUUGAAGAAUUUCAGUGUGGGGGUACCCACAGAUUCC